Messenger RNA from Corylus avellana, 1966 nucleotides. Its product is annotated as gallate 1-beta-glucosyltransferase. The record is from RefSeq and is a predicted model, not a curated record. Gene Ontology annotation, molecular function: quercetin 3-O-glucosyltransferase activity; quercetin 7-O-glucosyltransferase activity. Lineage: Eukaryota; Viridiplantae; Streptophyta; Magnoliopsida; Fagales; Betulaceae.
UCCUCAUCCCCAUGCCCACCAUCCAAUCCCACACAAAUCAAAAACCUUAAUCUUAAAUCCGUCUCAAUCGAUCAGUAGAGAUCAUCAGAGAGAAAAUGGGAUCGGAAGCUCUAGUUCAUGUUCUUCUCAUCUCUUUCCCCGGCCAAGGCCAUGUCAACCCUCUUCUACGACUUGGGAAGCGUCUGGCAUCAAAGGGUUUGCUUGUCACCUUCUCCACCCCUGAAAGCAUCGGCAAACAGAUGCGGAAAGCCAGCAACAUCACUGACGAGCCUGCCCCGGUCGGUGAAGGCUUCAUCCGGUUCGAAUUCUUCGAAGACGGCUGGGACGAGGACGAGCCGAGGCGCCAAGACUUGGACCAGUACUUGCCGCAACUGGAGCUCGUCGGCAAAGUGGUGUUCCCUGAGAUGAUCAGGAGAAACGCAGAGCAGGGGCGCCCCAUCUCCUGCCUCAUCAACAACCCUUUUAUUCCUUGGGUUUCUGACGUGGCUGAGAGUCUCGGCCUCCCUUCCGCCAUGCUUUGGGUCCAAUCCUGCGCUUGCUUCUCCGCCUACUACCACUACUGCCAUGGCUUGGUUCCUUUCCCUUCUGAAGCAGAACCUUUUAUUGAUGUGCAAUUGCCAUGUAUGCCGGUUUUGAAGUACGAUGAAGUCCCUAGCUUCUUGUACCCGACCACCCCGUACCCAUUCCUGAGGAGGGCCAUUUUGGGACAGUACAGGAAUUUGGACAAACCCUUCUGCAUAUUGAUGGACACAUUCCAGGAACUCGAGCAAGACGUCAUCGAGUAUGCAUCCAAGCUCUGCCCGAUCAAAACCGUCGGGCCUCUCUUCAAGAACCCAAAGGCACAGAAUGCAGCUGUGCGCGGUGACUUCAUGAAGGCUGACGACUGCAUGGAGUGGCUGGACUCGAAGCCGCCACAGUCUGUGGUGUACAUUUCCUUCGGAAGCGUGGUCUACUUGACACAAGCCCAAGUCGACGAGAUCGCUCACGGGCUCUUGAACUCCGGGGUCUCGUUCUUGUGGGUGAUGAAGCCACCUCACAAGGAUUCCGGCUACGAACUCCUUGUUCUUCCUGACGGAUUCUUGGAGAAAGCCGGCGACAAAGGCAGGGUUGUUCAUUGGAGUCCACAGGAGCAAGUUUUGGUUCACCCCUCCGUUGCAUGUUUUGUGACACAUUGUGGGUGGAACUCAACCAUGGAGUCACUCACCUCCGGCAUGCCAGUGGUGGCGUUCCCGCAAUGGGGUGACCAAGUCACCGACGCAGUGUACUUGGUGGAUGUGUUCAAGACCGGCGUGAGAAUGUGCCGCGGUGAGGCUGAGAACAAGGUGAUCACUAGGGAUGAGAUCGAGAAGUGCUUGGUGGAGGCCACAGUUGGGCCUAAGGCAGCGGAGAUGAAGCAGAAUGCCUUGAAGUGGAAGGCUGCGGCGGAGGCUGCAGUGGCGGAGGGUGGCUCAUCCGACCGGAACAUCCAAGACUUUGUGGAUGAGGUGAGGAAGAGAAGCAUUGCUCUCACUGCUCUCACUAGUAAGUCAGCGGCUAAUGGCGUUGAAGAUUUGGCCAACAAAUCAGUCGCCAAUGGGCUUGCAGAAUUGGUCGAGUCCAAGGCAAAUGGGAAGGUGGAGUUGGUUGAGGCCUAAUUAAAUUCGGAAGGUUAAUUUGGUUAGGUGUUAAAAUAAAUUUGAAAAAAAAAAAAAAAAUGUGAAGCUCGGGAGGGUACGUGUUAGGUAAGGAUUGGACGGUGGACGGGAUUUUGUAUGCAAUAACUGGGAUACCUGAUAUGGGGUAUUCGUUAUUUACCUUUUUUCUUUUUCUUUUCUCCAUCAUUAGGCGUCUUUGGUUUGGGCGCAAUGCUUGUUUAAUUUGCUUUUUAUUGUUAAGUUUGUUAUAUAUAAAUUAUGUAACUUCUGUUCUAAUUAUGCAAUUCCUGAGUCUUAAUUAGUGCCACUGCUAAAUUUAUGUUUGCCUUCAA